ACAACCACGGCAAACUCGGAAGAAUCCGUUCGACAAGACAAAUCCAUUUUUCUCUCCGGUCAACGGCGGUGUAAAAUCCCUAACUCUCUCUUGAUCUCUUUCCCGGCGGCGAUGCCGAAGAACGACUUUCUCACGCCGAAGGCGAUCGCCAACCGAAUCAAGGCGAAGGGCCUGCAGAAGCUCCGAUGGUACUGCCAGAUGUGCCAGAAGCAGUGCAGGGACGAGAACGGGUUCAAGUGCCACUGCAUGAGCGAGAGCCACCAGCGGCAGAUGCAGAUCUUCGGCCAGAACCCUCACCGCGUCGUCGAGGGAUACUCCGAGGAGUUCGAGAACGGAUUCCUCGACCUCAUGAGGCGGAGCCACCGCUUCUCCCGAAUCGCCGCCACCGUCGUCUACAACGAGUACAUCCACGACCGCCACCACGUCCACAUGAAUUCCACCGAGUGGGCGACGCUGACGGAGUUCGUCAAGUAUUUGGGGCGCACGGGGAAGUGCAAGGUGGACGAGACCCCCAAGGGUUGGUUCAUCACGUAUAUCGAUCGGGAUUCGGAGACCAUGUUUAAGGAGAAGAUGAAGAACAAGAGAGUUAGGGCUGAUAUGGUGGACGAGGAGAGACAGGAGAGGGAGAUUCAGAAGCAAAUUGAGAAGGCGGAGCAGUUGCUGACUGGUAAAGAGGGAGAUGGGGAAGGUAAUGAUGCUGAAGCGGGUGCUGUUGAGCCUCCAGCUAAGGAAUUGAAGCUUGAUGCUGAUGGGGUCAAGAUUGGAUUUCAAUUGGGUUCGAAGGGGAACAAUGGCGGGAAGGAUAAGGGUGAGAGUUCGAGCUCAAGAUUGGUUUUUGAGGAAGUUGAGGAGGAAAGAGAGGGGAAGAAAUCGAAAAGUAAUGGAAGCAACGGCAAUGUGGGCAGAGGUGGGAAAUCUGCGUUAGAGGAACUGAUGAGGGAGGAAGAGAAAGUGAAGGAGAAGAAGAACAGGAAGGACUACUGGCUAUAUGAAGGGAUCAUUGUGAAGGUUAUGAGUAAGUCGUUGGCAGAGAAAGGGUAUUAUAAACAGAAAGGAGUUGUGAGGAAGGUGAUUGAUAACUAUGUUGGGGAAAUUGAAAUGCUUGAGAGCAAGCAUCGGCUGAGGAUUGAUCAGGUUGAACUCGAGACUGUGAUUCCACAGGUUGGAGGUCUUGUGAAGAUAGUGAAUGGAGCGUAUAGAGGGUCCAAUGCGAGGCUUUUGGGAGUGGAUACAGAUAACUUUUGCGCCAAGGUGCAGAUAGAGAAGGGGAUUUAUGAUGGCAGAGUGCUCAAAGCUGUAGAAUACGAGGAUAUAUGCAAACUUGCGUGAGGUGUUUUCUGUCGAUUGAAUCCAAGCUGGAGUUAGCUGAACCUUACGCACUGAUUUGUGAUGGAUCUCAAGUUGGUUUUGGUUUUCUGUAAUGCUGCUGCUACUUGAGGGAGAUUUUUCUGAUCUGGAAUCUUGGACAAACGAGGGAGAUUUAGAAAGGAUGUUCAGUAUGUCACAUCAUCAAUCAUGGUGACUGGAAAAGUUUCAUCUUUCAAAUUUCACCUGCUUCAGAUAAUCAGAGAUCCAUCUGCUUCAGUCCAUUGAGUUGAUUUCCAUGGACCUGCGAGUCGUUCAAGCGCAUAUGUAAACCAUCUUGUGGAUUGAGAAUGGACCUCCAACUCCGAAGGUCAUGUCGAUGCUGCCCAUAGAGUUUGCUGAUUGCCAAGCUUGACAAAGCAAUUGCCAAUUGUGGUCGUUCCUUGUUGUGUCACAAAUUAGUGCAACACACAACUGUUUAUAUUUGAAGGUCCAUUUCUUAGCUGACUUGUCUAUCAACCAGCAAGAGUUGGAAUGGAUGAAGAUUGCUGAAUGAGCAAUCUCGAAUCUUCGCGAUGGCUAGACCCAUCAACGUGCUAAUGAAUAUGUACUUCUCCCUCUCCGAGACACGACAUAUUUGCAUAUGUAACAUAAUUUUUCUCGUAUUGAAUCGAAUCGAGUCAAGCAAUCACAAUUCGACCAACUGAUACUUGGUUUGAUUCGAGGCUUAUGCUUGAUGCAAACUAAAAUUAAAGUUAGAUCUGAUUUAAUGACACGAAUUGGAUCACAACAACAUUGUUUUCACAAAGGGUCACACUCUUUAAAAUGAGAGAUGGGUUGGGUGUCAGUUUGGUGAGGAGCGGGGCGUUGAUCAAAUAUUCAAUACUCUCCUCCCCGAAAAUUAGCUCUCCUACCUCUCCAUCUCCAACCAACCAUUUCCCCAUUACACCACGCCCCCUCCCCCGCCUUUAUUGUAUUCGCCGUCCGUCUUCAACCCACAAGCCACAACUCUUUUUAUUACUCCCCCUCGCUUCUCCGGCUGCCUAUCUGAGAUCUCGUUUCCAUACCACAUCAUCCACCACCACUGCGCUGCCUCCUCAGGUCGAGGAAUUGGGAAGACUCUUUGGUAAGGCGGAAUGAAGGUCACAGUGGUUUCUCGCAGUGGCAGAGAGGUCAUCAAAGGAGGCAUCGACCUCAGCGAUUCGGCUACGGUGGCCGAUCUGCAAGAGGCAAUUCAUAAACGAACUAAAAAGUUCUAUCCAUCAAGACAGCGGCUGACCCUUCCUGUGCCAUCUGGAUCAAAAGAGAGGCCAACAGUCCUCGCCGCGAAGAAGAGCCUGAAGGAAUACACUGAUGGGAACUCAGACAGCUUGACCAUUGUUUUCAAGGACUUGGGUCCUCAAGUCUCCUACCGUACACUCUUCUUCUUCGAAUACCUUGGACCUUUGAUACUCUACCCCGUUUUCUAUUACUUCAAUGUCUAUGAAUUCCUCGGCUACAAGGGGUCCGAGCGUGUUAUCCACCCGGUUCAGACAUAUGCUAUGUACUACUGGUGCUUCCACUACUUCAAGCGUAUUAUGGAGACAUUUUUCGUGCACCGGUUUAGCCACGCCACCUCGCCUCUAUCCAACGUGUUCCGCAAUUGUGCGUACUAUUGGACGUUCGGUUGCUACAUUGCUUAUUACGUGAAUCACCCGCUCUACACUCCUGUUGGUGACCUUCAGAUGAAGAUUGGCUUCGCCUUUGGUGCGCUUUGCCAAGUCUCAAACUUUUACUGCCACAUCUUGCUGAGCAACCUGCGCAGUCCUGAUGGAAGUGGUGGCUAUCAAAUCCCUCGUGGGUUUCUAUUCAAUAUUGUGACUUGUGCAAAUUACGCGACGGAGAUUUAUCAGUGGUUGGGUUUCAAUGUUGCAACUCAGACCGUCGCAGGCUAUCUUUUCCUUGUGGUUGCUGCUUCUAUCAUGACCAACUGGGCCCUGGCUAAGCACCGCAGGUUGAAGAAGCUGUUUGAUGGGAAGGAUGGACGACCUAAGUACCCACGCCGAUGGAUCAUACUACCUCCGUUCCUGUAGAACCGAAUUGUUGCUCUACUCCCCUUCGCUGUUGGCUGCUUAAGAAACGCUUCCUCAAACUCAGAGCACUGACAUUUCUUGUCUUGGUGGAUCAUUUUCUAUGGCGUUGAAGAUGGAAGGUCCUGGUUUUCCCAAUCGUCUCACUUGUGAAGUCGUUAAGCAUUUCGUUAUAGGAAUUGGUUGUUGGGAACCAGGGAAGUGGACGAUCGGAUCCUCCUUGGCGAGCUUUCUACUUUCAAACUCUUGGUUUAACGUUAUUUAUCCGCGGUUUCCUGUUUGUGUUGAGCUAGUUUAGACCGAAACAGUUGUGGUGUCUUAAUGAUCUUGCUGUGGUGUUUUAGUCUCUGCUCUCAUCUUACAGGAUAUGAAUUAUUGUUGUACUCAUCUUUUAAGUUAUGAACCCAGCUAGUCGUUGUAUUAUCUCCUUGAACACAGAUUGAAGAGAAACCAAUAAAGCAGGGUAUGUUAGGCUCACAUCCGUAAUGUCAUCUCAUUUUUUUUCUUCUUCAAUCACUUGUCCUGUAUCUCAUCUUCUAAUUGUCGUUACCGUGUCCAUGUUUUGCAUCUCAUAUAUGAUUUGCAGAGGGUUUGAUAAUGAAUACUAAUGGA
Messenger RNA from Linum tenue, 3986 nucleotides. The record is from the annotation of a GenBank genome assembly. NCBI's taxonomy places the organism in Eukaryota, Viridiplantae, Streptophyta, Magnoliopsida, Malpighiales, Linaceae.